Messenger RNA from Girardinichthys multiradiatus, 1386 nucleotides. Its product is annotated as calretinin-like. NCBI's taxonomy places the organism in Eukaryota, Metazoa, Chordata, Actinopteri, Cyprinodontiformes, Goodeidae. The transcript is spliced from 11 exons. Gene Ontology annotation, biological process: regulation of long-term synaptic potentiation; regulation of presynaptic cytosolic calcium ion concentration. The coding region runs from base 117 to 932 and encodes 271 amino acids. The record is from RefSeq and is a predicted model, not a curated record. Gene Ontology annotation, cellular component: nucleus; synapse; terminal bouton. Gene Ontology annotation, molecular function: calcium ion binding.
GUGGUUUAAAAGGCUUCGGCUGAGGAGGAACCGCUCACAGAUCUGAGGAGCUCUGCGCCGGGAAAAGUUUACGUCAAAGUACCACAGACCACCCAAAGGAGGGAGAAACCGAAGAGAUGGCAACUCAGGCGGAGCAGCUACCACACCUGCACCUGGCUGAGCUCACCGCGGCGCAGUUCAUUGACAUCUGGAAACAUUUCGACACAGACGGAAACGGUUACAUAGAGGGGAAGGAGCUGGAGAGUUUCUUCACAGAGCUGGAGACUGCAAGACGAGGAGCUGGCGUGGAUCCCUCACAUGCUUUGUUCAAGGAAAAGUUGAAAGAGUUCAUGGCCAACUUUGACAAGAACUCUGACGGCAGAAUUGAGAUGUGUGAGUUGGUCCAGAUUCUGCCGACAGAGGAGAACUUCCUGAUAUGUUUCAGAGAGUUUGUGAGAUCCAGUGCUGAAUUCAUGGAUGCUUGGCGGAGAUAUGACACUGAUCGUAGUGGAUACAUCGAGUCCAAUGAGCUAAAGGGUUUCCUGUCAGACUUGCUGAAGAAGGCCAACAGAGACUAUGAUGACAAGAAGCUCAACGAGUACACACAGACAAUCCUAAGGAUGUUUGACCUGAAUGGUGAUGGUAAACUGGGCCUCUCUGAGAUGGCGAGGCUUCUGCCAGUUCAGGAGAACUUUUUGAUCAGAUUUCAGGGUAUCAGACUCACCGUUAAAGAAUUUGACUCGCUCUUCACUUUCUAUGACAAGGACGGUAAUGGCUACAUUGAUGAGCAGGAGCUGGAUGCUCUGCUGAAGGACCUCUGUGACAAGAACAAAAUGGACAUAGACUCGACCGGGCUGGUGGACUACAAGAAGAGCAUCAUGGCUCUGUCGGAUGGGGGGAAACUGUACCGCACUGAGAUGGAGAUUGUCCUGUGCCGGGACUCCACGCUGUGACCUACCUGCCUGCCUACCUGCCUGCCUCCUGCCUGCCUGGGACCCUCCUGUCUUCCUGCACUGCUUCCUUCUUUUCCUACCUCUCAAUGUAACCUGGUGCAUGUGUGACCUCUCGCCAAAAUACUUUGGGCGAAGACAAAAGUGUGCCUGAAAGCACAGAAAAUACCCGUUGAGCUUGCUGUUUUAGACUUCUGAAUUUAUUUUCUUUUAAAACAUAAAGCUAUUUAUUGAGAUUUUAAAGGCAACUCAAGAAUAUCGUGUAUUAUGCGUUUGUAAUUUUAAAUUGAUUGCAUAUGUUCCCUGUAGAUUUAAAAGAAUUAGCUCUGUUUUGUAGCAUCUCAUUGUUUUGUUUAUUUCAGAUUAAUUUGUUAGAAUGUUUGUUUUAUUUGAUGAGGCUGGUACUGUUCUAUAGAAAUAUAUAAAUCACGGAAUAAAUAAAUCUAACAUAAACACA